CCUACCUUCGUUCGUCGCCGUCGCCCAGCCCGACGCGCUCGCCGCACCUCCCCAGGACCGACUCUAGCAGCGCAACCCCGCCCCGCGCAGAGUAGCCAUGGUCAACAUCACCUACGACGCCUCGGAAUCCAUCGAGUACAAUGAUCCCUCGGGCACUACGGAUGUCUACAGUCCGGGAGACAUUGCUUGGGUCCUGACUUCAACAGCCCUCGUAUGGAUCAUGAUUCCGGGUGUCGGUUUCUUCUACUCAGGUCUUCUGAGGAGAAAGAACGCGCUGUCCAUGAUCUGGGCUUCUAUGAUGACUCUUGCCGUUGUUUCUUUCCAAUGGUUCUUCUGGGGCUAUUCGCUAGCAUUUAGCGAUACCGCGAGCGCAUAUAUUGGUGACCUGAGGUACUUCGGCCUCAAGGGUGUUCUCGCACAGCCCUCAAUAGGCAGCGUGAGGGUCCCCGCGCUCGUCUUCUGUGUCUUCCAGCUCAUGUUCGCGGCUAUCACACCUAUCCUCGCCAUUGGCGCCAUCGCCGAGCGUGGCCGCCUAGGUCCUAUCAUGGUCUUCGUGUUCAUCUGGUCGACAAUCGUUUACGACCCCAUCGCCUGCUGGACAUGGAACUCCAAUGGCUGGUCCUUCGUGCUUGGCGGCCUCGACUUCGCCGGAGGAACGCCCGUCCACAUCUCGUCCGGUACCGCCGCACUUGCCAUUUCCAUCUACCUCGGUAAGCGCCGGGGAUACGGCACCGAACGCCUUGCCUACAAGCCGCACAACACCACCUACGUGGUGCUUGGCACGGUCUUCCUGUGGUUCGGUUGGUUUGGAUUCAACGGCGGUUCUGCCCUUGCCGCGAACUUGCGCGCGACCCAGGCUUGUAUCGUGACGAACCUUGCGGCCAGCGUCGGCGGUCUCACUUGGAUGCUCUGGGACUACCGUCUCGAGAAGAAGUGGUCCGCGGUCGGGUUCUGCUCUGGCGCCAUCUCGGGUUUGGUCGCGAUUACUCCUGGGUCUGGUUACGUCGGCUCGCCUGCUGCCGUGCUCUUUGGCGUCAUGGCCGGCACGCUGUGCAACUUCGCCACGCAGCUGAAGUUCAUCUUCGGUUAUGACGACUGCCUUGAUAUCUUCGCGUCACAUGCCAUCGGCGGCGUCAUCGGCAACGUCCUCACGGGCCUCUUCGCGCAGGCGAGCGUCGCCGGCUUCGACGGCAACCUCGCGCCGAUCGCGGGCGGCUGGCUCGACCACCACUACGUGCAGCUCGGCUACCAGAUCGCGGACUCGGUCGCGGGCAUGUCGUACUCGUUCGUCGUCACCACGAUCAUCCUCUGGGUCAUGCACUUCGUCCCCGGCCUGCGCCUGCGCGCGAGCGAGGAGGCGGAGAUCCUCGGCAUCGACGACGCGGAGAUGGGCGAGUUCGCGUACGACUACGUCGGGAUCGACCUCGGCAACGGCGGCGCGCACGAGUACCAGGACGACACGCACUCGCACGGCGCGCUGCCCCCGGCGGCGGGCGGGCGGGAGCCGAGGCACGUGGCGGUGCAUGAGGCGCGGCACGAGAGCAGCAGCGAUGUGGAGCAUGAGAAGCAGGCGGCGCAGGCUGCGUGAGCGUCGGAGGGGCAGAAAAGCAUGGACGGACAGACAGGCGCAUGACUAGAGAAAGAGGCGAGGAUCGUAAGGGGGUUGGCAAACAAUACAUUGGUUGAGAUAGGCCUUCCAUCUAUCGUAUAAGCUAAUCUAUCGUGUAGGAUCAUAACGUUCACUCUGUUUGUUCGAGCGCGCCGGUGUCGAUGUUGGAAGUGUUCCGUGUAGCGUUCAUCUCGCACUAAUAGGACUACAAUUUUUUGCGAAG
Dichomitus squalens LYAD-421 SS1 is the source of this 1832-nucleotide messenger RNA. Its product is annotated as ammonium transporter. Lineage: Eukaryota; Fungi; Basidiomycota; Agaricomycetes; Polyporales; Polyporaceae. Gene Ontology annotation, molecular function: ammonium channel activity. Gene Ontology annotation, biological process: ammonium transmembrane transport. Bases 98 to 1588 code for a protein of 496 amino acids. The transcript has 8 exons. The record is from RefSeq and is a predicted model, not a curated record. Gene Ontology annotation, cellular component: plasma membrane.